Molecule: messenger RNA, 1335 nt
Organism: Cynoglossus semilaevis (tongue sole)
Lineage: Eukaryota; Metazoa; Chordata; Actinopteri; Pleuronectiformes; Cynoglossidae
Gene: tmem100a
Product: transmembrane protein 100a
Exons: 2
Coding region: 337-849 (170 amino acids)
Biological process (GO): cellular response to BMP stimulus
Cellular component (GO): plasma membrane
Source: RefSeq, a predicted model, not a curated record
UACAUGACCGGAAGUCGAGGUUUCCUCACCGCUAAAUGACUCUCGCCUUCGUUACUUGACAGAGACCUGAGGAGAUAAUACUGUGAAGUUCACCGCUGAACUUGAAACGUUUUUUUCCGAGACCCGCAGAAAGAAAACACCUGAAAACUCGGACUUUAUUUUCAUUAUAUAUAUAUAUUGAAUGUUGUUUUUAUCAUUCAGCCAAAUUUUAUUUUAUGUCUGUCAUUAUUAUGAGAGAAUCGGACAGGGAAAAUAGCGCCAUGGUGUUUUGAGCGACUUUAAGAUUGCGAAAAGGCUUCGAAGCAACACCUAGAAAAACCUUCUGGGGCUGCUCUAAUGGGGAGGCAGCAAAAUCCUGUGAUGCCAGAAGAUGCCCAGCCGAAUUGUAUGAAAACUCCGACCUACUUCGAGAAGACGAGCAGUUGUGAAAGCGCUUCGACAUCCGUGACCAAAGAAAAUAUUCACCUGGUCAAUGAAGUCCAGUUGACAGCAGCCACUGGGGGAACGGAGCUAUCCUGCUACCGCUGCACUGUCCCAUUCGGGGUAGUGGUUCUGAUCGCAGGUAUCGUGGUCACUGCCGUGGCAUACAGUUUCAACUCACAUGGAUCCACUAUUUCAUACAUUGGCCUCGUGCUCCUCACCGCUGGAUUUUUGCUCCUGGCAUCCAGUUUUAUCUGCUGGAAGGUAAAUCUAGAGAGAAAGAAAGAGCGGCGACGAGAAAGCCAAACCGCCCUGGUUGCCAGUCAGGAACAUUUUCACUUGAAUCCAGGAGCUGCAAAGUCAAAUGGUUCUGGUUCUGACGUAGUUUUGGUGUUGGGCCACCAGGGAGAGAUGGAGCAAUCCGACUAAAUUUCAAACAUAAUGCUCCAAGCAUCUUUCAAAGCAAUUAACGGUGAGCUUGAAGACGUUAUUUGGGAAUCUUCAAUCGACAGCCGGACAGAUGUUGUGCAAGCGUUUGAGCUGAGAACAAAACGGAAAGAAACUUAUAAUAAUGAAGAUGAAUGACCACUAUGUUAUUUAAUGCAUAUUUUUUUUUGCAUUAUCGAACUGCACAAAUCUUUGUUUUUUUUUUUUGCUUUUCUUUCUUUGCAUAUGACUGGUAGUGACAGAAACCGAAAUGAGAACUUAUGUUCUGAGUCAAGUUUGGUGAGACGCAAGGGAAACAUCACAAAAUAUUUACAAGGAACACUAAUAUCUUGUAUUCUAACAAUAUCAUCCUUGUAUCAUAUAUUGUCAGACAAAGAGGCUACACUUAAGACACGCUGGACAGUGUGGCUCUGUAAUUAUCGUGACCAGAAUUAAGAAGACCUUACAUUAAAAUUCAUUUGGCUCAUU